ACUUAAGGGUGGUCGUAUUCUGGUUUUAUCUGGUAGUUAAAAUGCUUGGUGGAUAAGAAAUUCAUAACAGGAACUAUGGCAUUGGAAAAAGUUGGCUACAAUCUUGUUAAAAAUCGGAGGGCUCAGCCAUAAACAUCAAAUGGAACUACCGUUGAGAGAGUAAAGUAUAUAUUUUCUAUGAAUUUAUGAAUUGCAAACUUGCUUAAAAAGAGUCUAUGGAGAACAAAAACCGAAAAGGGCGCAGCUUUGUACUGGAGCGAGAGGAGCGCGUCUCGAUCGAGGGACGCCAAAGGAUUUACAUUCAGAACACCCAGAAGAAGGUGAGGGAACUCUUCCGCCAUCCAUCGGUUGGAGUAUCCAGAUACGCCACCAAGAAGGCGGAAGCAGAGCGAUCAUCCUCCUCGCUGGGCGUCGAAAAAAUCCAGCGAACUCGAGAGCAGGUGGAUAGGCUGUACCGGAAGAUCCAACAUGAGAUAGAUAAGUUGAAAGAUUUUCGCAGUCAUUUUCUCAAAGACACAGACGCCGGGAGCAGAUCUGGGAGCCCGGAGAGGGCGAAGAACAUGACCUGGGGCCAGAGUUUGGAGGCGAAUCAACUUAAAGUCAGUCCCCGGGCCGCCGAAAGAAGUCCUAGUUCUAGUCCUCGAGCGAAAGGGAGGUCGCUCAAAUGUCGCACCAUUGGAGUCAAGAAUUCGCCGGCAAUUGAUUCUCCGGAACUCCAAAGAGUUAGCGGAGGGUGUUCCUAUUGCUGUGGGAACUGCGAUCAGAAUCACCAGACAAUCUACCAGAACUGCUAUGGAAGUGGGACCUGCCAUUGUCAUUGCUCCUGCAAAUACAAAAUGGGAUAUCCUCAACAGUUCACCGCUUGCAAUACCCUUAACGGAGAGAUUCUACCCCAUCAGGGUAUGCAUUUUGGGAUACCUUAUAAUAUCUGUCCUCGUCCAACUUUCGGAAGAGUGGCCACCGAUCUGAAUACAAAGGAACACUGCAAGAAUUUGAGAACUAAACUAACGACGGAUCGUGCCUCAUCACCAAAGGCUCGAAAGGACUGCUCAAUGCGUACCAAAUCUCAGGAGAGGAAGCCACUGGCUAGGAGUGGAAAGUGCGCAACCAACAAGAAGGCGGAAGGCCCGAUCAAGGCCGAAACAACCUUAGCACCAAAAGUCCAAGACAAGACGAAGAGCUCUGAAAAACUGUCAAAAGCUACCCUGAAGAAAGAGCAGGAGUCGCUAGAGGAUGGUAACAGAGGAAUGCCGAAAGUCAAAUCUGAGAAUGUAACAGUUAGCAAGGUGGUGACUUCUAAGGCUAUCAUCAAUGAUGGUGAUCCAUCGAAGCUUUGCAGUGAGGAGCAAACCGAUGAAACGAAGGUCCGCAUGUACCACGAUUAUUUGAAUCUCUAUAAACAGGAGAAUUCCAGGAGUGAGCUGGAAGGACAAGCUGCUCUUCAGCCCAUUCCCACAUACACAAGGAUGCCAGUUGAAGAGGGCAAGAGGGAAACCGACCAAAAACCUACUAUGAAACAACCUGCGGACUCACCUCCUCUAUCUGAUUCGGAUAGGAUCAAGGACCAGGCAAUGGAAAAGGGCAACUCAGAGGAAGACCAGGGAGUUCAAGAAUCCAGGGAAGAUCCCUGCUGUUGUGAUGCGGGUCAGAAUACACUUGAAGGUCAAAGUAGUACUGAUGAACGGAUAAUAUCAACUCAGGAUUACUGUUGCUGUGACGUAUUCGAGGGAGGGAACACUGGCGACCAUAAACAUGAUCGUAUUGAAACAACUAAUAACUACCAAUCGACGGAUGUGGGAUCCCCUAGCUCGUCUCCAGAAAGUGGUCCUGUUUAUUCUCAUGAAGAGAGACGUCACGCCCUAUCCCGUAGUCAUGGUCGAUGCAAUCAAGAUGGCUAUAGUCCUUCGGCAAAUCUGAAAAAACAAUCUGAUAAUAGUUACUUCAACGUUACUUCCUGGAACUACACCAAUACCCCUAGGUCCCAUGAUGACAGAAACCAGAACUUGACUGGGAGUGCCCCAAAAGUUAGUCGCAUGCAUUCCCAGCAAUCAAGUUCCUAUAGGUGUAAGGAUAAGGAUUCUGUGGUAAUAAAGCAGGAAAAGCGGGAGUUCUCCAAGGAGCGAUUCUUGAUGCAGACAGUCCCGAAGGAAAAGAGAAAGCUACGUUCUCAGCAAUCACCUUCUCCCCGAAGUGUAGGAAACACCAGUUAUGCCCCUUUUGCUCCUCAACAUCAAAAAGCUCUUCCAGAGAUGCAGUUCCAAAGAGAAGCGAGGAAGAAUCAAGCUGAGAUUCCCUGUCAUGAAGAAAGACCAAUGCAAACAGUGAUGCAGCCCAAAAUCGAAAAAGCUUCAAAAAUGCGCGUAGACCAGGAAAAUUAUCGGACACAAGAAGACCGAACUCUACCAAAUCAAUCUAGAACCAAAAAUACUGAUUCAAAUCUUACAGUUUCCUCGCAAAGCGAAAGUGCUGAAACUAUAGUUAAAAACCGAAAUCAGCAUGUCCGCUAUAAUUAUAGUGAUAACGAAACUAAUGGAUAUAGUCUUCACGAUCGAUUCGUUGAUUCCAAUCGUGAUAUGCAGCAGCACACUCCUUGGAGAUUCGAAGCACAGGAAAAGUCUCCUAGGUAUAGAUCAGACUAUGGUCAUGUCUAUGACCAGAGUAAUUACGAGGCAUUGGAUUGCAUGCAAGAUGAUCUAAGAGAACCUUCCUAUACAUUGGAUUGCAGGUCAGAUGAUAUGAGAGAGCCUUCCUAUAGAAUACCAAGGGAAACGCAGAAAUCUCGUAAUAAUUCACCCCAUGCUAGCCACAAACAGACUAUUCCAAGACAGCACAGUCCCAGAAAUCCCAAAGACUUUUAUGAACAAGUCAGUCAAAGGCCCCCGAAAAAGUACAAUAGUCAGAUAUCGCCAGCUGAAGGCUUUACAAGAAAUCAGAGUCGGAAUAUGAACUAUUCGGCUAACGACCAGUCUUCGAGUUCUCACUCCCAUUUGGAUCACAGCCAAUCCGAUCAUUACCAGUGCUCCGGGUGUCCGGAAACGUACAAAACCCUGGAGCAAGUCCAAAAAAUGCGUAGAAAUGUAGACCAUCAUCAAACACGCACUAAUGAUAGCAUGGCUAAGGAACACUACUCCAAGUGUUCAAGUUUUCCCGACUUUGAGUGCGAUAGAUAUGACGAAAAGCAGAUGAAAAAUCCCCUUCAGGUUUUUAAUGAAAGUUCCCCUAGGUCCUGCCUGUCAUCCCCCAGACACCCUUCUCCCGCUAAAGUUUUGGAGACCGUCUGUGAAAAACGCACACGAACAGUAACCUUCGAGGACGAUGGUGGGGAUCUGACCAAAGAGGAACAUGUGAAGGAAACCUGUCGCAGUCUAAUCGAUUGGGAACGCGCCCUGAAAUACCACAUGGUAGAUCAGAGCGGUGAAACGAAUAACUCUGAUGAUAACUACACUUGCAGAUCCAGCAGUUCCGGGGAGCACACCUGCCUAGAGUCCACCUACGAUGACGACUUUGCCAGCUGCGAAGAGGGGGAUCCCCAGAGCAACCCCAAGCGGGUGCCUCGGUUCUAUGGCUGCCCCUGCAUGUAUCAGACCUAUAAGAACCUGGCCAACAUGUGUCAGAAGGACGGGCGCUUCAUUCAGUGAGAGUUGCAACAAGUUUUCUUUAGUUUUGCCAAUCAACCUUAUAUUUUUACAAUUUCGAUAUCGAUAUCCCAGCCGAACAUUAAAUUUGAGUUAACAUAAUAAAACAAGCAAGGUGUUUUGUAAAAUUCA
Molecule: messenger RNA, 3767 nt
Organism: Drosophila biarmipes
Lineage: Eukaryota; Metazoa; Arthropoda; Insecta; Diptera; Drosophilidae
Exons: 3
Coding region: 216-3638 (1140 amino acids)
Source: RefSeq, a predicted model, not a curated record